Esox lucius (northern pike) is the source of this 2714-nucleotide messenger RNA. It is a transcript of the gene pnn, whose product is annotated as pinin, desmosome associated protein. Gene Ontology annotation, cellular component: catalytic step 2 spliceosome. NCBI's taxonomy places the organism in Eukaryota, Metazoa, Chordata, Actinopteri, Esociformes, Esocidae. The record is from RefSeq and is a predicted model, not a curated record. The transcript is spliced from 9 exons. The coding region runs from base 46 to 2178 and encodes 710 amino acids.
ACCCAGUGAUGCUUUGCGGCAAGCGGCCAACUGAAAGCUAACAAGAUGGCGGUGGCAGUAGGAUCUUUGCAAGCCCAGCUUGAGAAAGCAAAAGAAAGUUUGAAAAAUGUAGACGAUAAUAUUCGUAAAUUAACUGGUCGUGAUCCCAAUGAACUAAGACCUGGCCAGGCUAGACGGCCAACCAUCGCAGGCAUUGGUGGAGGUAGGGGACGAGGAAUCAACUUAUUGAGACGUGGACUCUCUGACAUCGGCGGAGGACCUGGAGGACCCCCAGCAAAACAGAGGGAUAUUGAAGGGGCCCUCCUGAGGCUGGCCGGUGACCAGCGAGCGAGGAGAGAUUCACGCCAUGACAGUGACGCUGAGGAUGAUGACGAUGUCAAAAAGCCAGCGUUGCAGUCAUCAGUAGUAGCUACCUCCAAAGAGCGUACACGUCGAGACCUUAUCCAGGAUCAAACCAUGGAUGAAAGGGGAAAACAAAGGAAUCGACGCAUGUUUGGCCUGUUGAUGGGAACAUUACAGAAAUUCAAGCAGGAAUCCAAUGUGGCAACAGAUAGGCAAAAGAAACGCAUUGAGAUCGAACAGAAAUUGGAAGUUCAAGCUGAACAAGAACGCAAGAAAGUGGAGGGUGAAAGACGAGAGCUCUUUGAGGAGAGACGUGCCAAGCAGACAGAGCUGAGACUGUUGGAACAGAAAGUGGAGCUUGCACAGUUGCAAGAGGAGUGGAAUGUGCACAACACAAAAAUUGUGAAGUACAUCCGCACAAAGACCAAGCCGCCCAUUUUCUAUCUGCCCGGGAGGAUGUGUUCAGCCACCCAAAAGCUCUUAGAGGAGUCUCAGAAAAAAAUGAAUGCUAUGUUUGAUGAGAGGCGAGAGGCAUUUGCCGAGCAUUUGAAUAAGAUGGAGGCUCGGCCUCGGCGCCAGCCUCAGAGGGACAACCCUUUGGGUAAGGACCUGAAGAAAGAAGAUCAAGAGGAGGGUAAGCCCACUGGUCAGGUAGUCAAAGUGACAGGUAACCGGUUUGAUGUGGAGAUGGAGGAUGAGGAGGAGGAAGACGAGGCAACCGUAGAGGAGGACAUGAAGAAAGACAGAGAUGAGGGUGUAAAGGGUACUGAGGACAGGAAGGAAAAACGAGGAGAGGCAGGAGAGAAAGCCAGGGAUCACGAGUCUAAGAAGGGGGAUUCCAUGGUAGCUGAGGAUGAGGACAGUCGAGACACUAGAAUAGUGGAGUUAAGGGAGGUGGAUGACCAGAUGGAAGUAACUGCAGUGGUGGUGACGGAGGCUGAGGGGCAGGCCAGGGAGGUGGCUCAGAAUAAGAUUGAGGAUAGUCCAGUGGUGGCCGGGGACGAGGUAGGUGAGGCAGGAGUAGAACAGCAGAAACCAGUCGAGGUUGAAACGGAGCCCGUUCAGGAUCAGGACCCCACCGUGGUGGUGAGCGACCAGGAGAAGGCCGUUGAAAUACCACCAGUUGAAGAUAAAGAAGAGCCACGUACUGAAGAAGGGGUCGUUCCCCUGCUCUCAGAGCCCAGUCCAAGUGUGGAAGUCUCUGAUGUAACAUCUGUGACCCCUGAGGUGCAGAUCCCCCUGGCGGAUGCUGGAAGGCAGCCAGAGCCUGUCACCGUGGUGCAGAGCAAGGAGGCUGAUGAAGGUGCAGUGAGGCAGAACGCUGAUACCCACCUUUCCCAGACCCAUGUUACCACUGCCCCCAAGGAGCUGGAGCCUGUGAGCGAGGAUGCCAGUAGGGGGCGUAAAAAGUCCAAGUCAAAGGACAAGAAAGGAAGUGGGGGUGGCCGGAGCAGCAGUAGCUCCUCAAGCAGUUCCUCUGGCUCCUCAUCCAGCGGGAGCUCUGGCUCCUCUUCUAGUGGCUCCUCAAGCAGGAGCAGCUCAUCCAGUGGCAGCUCCUCCUCCAGCUCCUCUAGCAGGAGCCGCAGUCGGGGGAGGAAGGACCGGAAGCGUAGGAGGAGGCCAUCUGAGAGAGAGGGGGAGAGGGACAGGAAGAAGGCAGGCGGUGAAAGGAGCCAGAACUCAUCCAAAGGCAAUGGUCGUGAAUCCAAAGGUUCGAAAGACAAGGGCUCCAAGUCUGACAGGAAAAGGACUACUUCUGAGGGCAGCCGGUCAGGAAAGAGGUCUUCUCGUGGUGACAGGGAUCGCAAGUCUGAUAGGAAGGAAAAAAGGCGUUAAUUCUGCUGUCAUGCUCAAUUUAGUUUUUCUUUUGAGAAACAUUUCGUAACUGAAAUGUGUUCUGGGUUUCCUUUUUAAGUAGGAAUUCUUGAGGAGAGGAAACUAAGCUGCCUUAGUGUAUUUCUUGGAACGAUGUUGGGUUUUAUUCCUUAAAGGUAAUUUUUUUUUCUCUAGUCGCCAAUCAGUUUUGACCUUGUCCUGCUGCGCCAGUUUUUAGGACUUCUUUUACUUUUGUUUUUAUUACAUUUUUGUAUGGUCUUUUACUGUAAUUGAGGAAUCAUUUUCUCUCCAAACAGUGACGUUUUAAUUGUUCUAAGGCAUAGUGCGAAAUCAGUGUCUUGCGUACUUGUAUUCUUUGAAUCCAGUGUUGUCGUAGUAUUUGGUGAUUGUGUAUUUUUCUUUUGUGUAAUGUUGAACAAUUGUACUUUGAAUUGAAGGCCUCAGUUUGACCAUGCCUAGCUCUGUAUUGUGCAAGACGUGAAUCUUUUUUGUACGAAGCCAACUUAAGCAUCUACAAUAAAAACAUAAGGAGAUUA